Messenger RNA from Kwoniella shivajii, 783 nucleotides. RefSeq lists its product as uncharacterized. The record is from RefSeq and is a predicted model, not a curated record. Lineage: Eukaryota; Fungi; Basidiomycota; Tremellomycetes; Tremellales; Cryptococcaceae. The coding region runs from base 1 to 783 and encodes 260 amino acids. Gene Ontology annotation, molecular function: protein-N-terminal-alanine acetyltransferase activity; protein N-terminal-serine acetyltransferase activity. The transcript is spliced from 5 exons.
AUGACUACCUACUUGAACAACUACAAGCCCCAGAAAGCGGUUCUGCCAAAGGAUGUACAUUUGCAUACAGCACCUGAAGACUAUGAUCUCAACUUCUGUUUCGAGGUGAAAGAAUUGCGCUCAAAUCGAGUGGAGUUAAGACCAUUCAUUCCUUCGUUACAUGCUCAGCUGCUGACUGACGGCGUUUCUCGGUGCGGAUCUGAUCUUCUCAAAUGGCUUCACGCGGAUUGGUAUAGCUUAGAGGGAACUUUGGCGUGGGCAGAGACCGUCAUUCGAUCGCAGCCUAGUGCAAUGGCAUUUGCGAUCUAUACUGCACCCACCGGUAGUGAUACUCCCGUUGAUCCCAAGGAUUACGAAUUCGCCGGAACAAUAUCAAUGAUCAAUUCAGAUGUGGCCAACAUGACCUCUGAGCCAGGAUGGAUAUGUAUCUUAGAUAAGUUUCAACGAACGCAUGUCCUGACUCAUGCUGCUGGACUGGUCAUCCAUCGAAUUCUUGAUAUGCCUUCUGAAGGAGGUCUGGGUUUGAGAAGAUGUCAAUGGUACACAACUACAUUGAACGAUAAAAGUCAAGCGGCAGCUCAGAGGUUGGGAUUCAAGCUGGAUGGUAUCUUGAAUACACACAGGGUUUUGCCCAAAGGAAAAGUAGGAGUAAGGCCGGGAAGAAAGGGAGACUACCAGGAAGAUCAGAUGACCAGGGACUCCUGGCUUGCCUGUAUUAGCUGGGACCAAUGGGAAGAUGGUGUCAGGGACCAUCUUGACCAAUUGAUGGCUAGAAGGAAGUAG